UCUACAGACACACGCAGUGGGAAAUGUGAAAUGUCAGGAAUAAUUAGACAAAGCUAUAUAAGCUCCUAGCAACACUGAUGUGCUGUGUAAAACUAAACGUUUGCCAUAAAGCUUUAAACGUUGUUUGAAAGCUGCAUGUUAAAGGUAACCUGAGUAAUUUUUAAGUAUUGUUUCCAACAUGUUAAUCUAAACAGGGAUAUGAAAAAGCAGAAUAGAAAACUAUGAAAUGCUGGCAUGCCUUCACUGAGAUUACUGCUCUUUCUUUUUUUCCAGAGAUGAUAUAUAGAAGUAAUUGAGCCCUCUCGUAUAGCAAUUAAAAUGAAAAGGCAGAUUUCCUCAGCUCUUCAUCUGCUGGAGCCUAUUCAACAAGAUGGAAAAGGAGUAGCUCCUAGCAUCAGUAAUUCACAGAUAUCAUAGAAAUGAUUGUUGGAAGUGAUCUCUGAAGGUCACUUAGUCCAACCUCCCACUUCAAGGGAGAUCUCCAAAACCAAAGGAGAAAUAACCACACCAGUAGGAAAUCUGGCCUAAAGUGCCCUUUGGAGAAGAAAAAGAAAUGAACUAUGAAUUGCAGAUAAAAAAAGAGGAGAAAAGGCAGCAGAGAAGAAAACAGGCCAAAAUUUUUAUUUGAAGUGGUAAUAUUAAAAGCUUAUGACUUUUUGACAAAAGGCGGGGUUUUUCUAGGUUCAUUAACAGAUGUGGUUUUGUCUUCUUAGGAAAACGAUGAACAGGAGAAAACUUGGAAGCUUUUUGCUGCUCUGUUAAAUAUGGGAUUAUAAAAUAAUAAUUAAAAAAAACUGCAUCUGAAGCAUCUCUGUCCCUCUUCCAAAUGGGUCACUUCUGAACCUGAAACUCUUCCUUACCUGAAGCAGCAACUUCUUUCACUGUGCAUCCUGGAGGGGAAAAUGAAUUUCACAAAUUGCACCACUGAAGCCAAUGUGGCUGCGAAGCCAAAAACAGUAACUGAAAAGAUGCUUGUUACCCUGACCUUGGCCACAAUCACAACCUUGACUAUGCUGCUGAAUUCUGCUGUAAUUGCGGCAAUCUCCACAACCAAGAAGCUUCACCAGCCGGCAAAUUAUUUAAUAUGUUCACUAGCUGUGACUGAUCUCCUCGUUGCUGUUCUUGUCAUGCCCUUGAGCAUCACUUACAUAAUGAUAGAUAAAUGGACUUUGGGAUAUUUCAUCUGUGAGAUCUGGCUUAGUGUCGACAUGACCUGUUGCACGUGUUCAAUCCUUCAUCUGUGCGUCAUUGCUCUGGACAGGUAUUGGGCAAUCACAGAUGCUAUUGAAUAUGCCAGGAAAAGAACAGCAAAAAGGGCUGGGCUGAUGAUAGUCACCGUGUGGGCUAUCUCCAUUUUCAUAUCAAUGCCCCCUUUGUUCUGGAGAAAUCACCACAGUGUCAGUAUCCCCAGCGAGUGUCGCAUUAAGCAUGAUCAUGUCAUCUACACUAUUUAUUCCACAUUUGGGGCAUUUUACAUCCCCUUGACUUUGAUUCUGAUCCUGUACUACAGAAUUUAUCACGCUGCAAAGAGCCUUUACCAAAAGCGGGGUUCAAGCCGCCACCUCAGCAACAGGAGCACCGACAGCCAAAACUCCUUUGCCAGCUGCAAGCUCACACAGACAUUCUGCGUCUCGGACUUCUCCACAUCUGACCCAACCACAGAAUUUGAUAAAAUCAAUGCAUCUGUGAGGAUCCCUCCUUUUGAGAAUGACUUGGACCUGGCUGGUGACCGGCAGCAGAUCUCCACAACACGGGAACGAAAGGCUGCUCGCAUUCUGGGGCUGAUUUUAGGUGCUUUCAUUUUGUCCUGGUUGCCCUUUUUCAUCAAGGAGCUGCUUGUGGGACUCCACAUUUGCACUGUCUCUCCAGAAGUAGCAGACUUCUUGACCUGGCUUGGAUAUGUCAACUCCCUUAUCAACCCUUUGCUGUACACUAGCUUUAACGAAGACUUCAAGCUAGCCUUUAGAAAGCUCAUCAGGUGUCGAGAACAUACUUAAAAGUACUGGGAGAUGAUGAUGCUGACAGGACUCCUGGCCUUAAGAAUGAGCAAAAUGAUUUAAUUCUGUCAUCAUUUCCCUCGUUAAAGGGGAUUUUUGGUUUUGCCUAUUUGCUUGACUUGUCUUUAGCCUGUAAUUCAUUCUGCCGUUUUUUACCUCCAGUGUUAUUCGUGGUAAAAAGUUUGAAAUAAAUUUAUUCUACAAAGGAAAAGAUUUUUUAGCAAUGAAACAACAACAAAAAGAAACUAUUAGAUACUCGUGUUUAAGACAUUUUGUGUACUCGGUGAUUUGAGAAGCAAACAACAAUAUUCACUUUUAUACUUUUUCCAUUUAAGAAUCAAAUGUCUAAAUUACCAUGCACUGUAAAAAUAUAAAGGCAUAUAAACUGAACCCCAUACAUGCAUAUUCAAAAAUUAAUAAACACUUCAUGGGCAUGACAGCUAAACAACAAAUCUCAACCAUGGCAUUCUGAGAAAACUGUAACAGCCAUUUAGAAGGAAAAUAACCAUUUCCAGGAAUUCUUCAGGAAUAAACUCCCAAAACACAAAGCAAAGUUCAAUUCAUUCCAGCUAAAAAUGGAUCCCAUUUUGUACUCCAGAGGAAUUACUCAAGUGGCUCUUUUUGUGUAAGGUUCUGGAUUUAUGGUCAAAGUAUUGGGCAGACCCCUGUGCAGUUUAUUUGGCAACUGAGAGGAUGCAGCUAGCAAGUGUCACACAGGAGACCAGCUGCACAUCUGACUGGUCACAUUUUUGAUACCACUAAGUACUUCUUCAGGGCUCAGACCUUGUGCCUUCAUUAGUUCUUGGAUGGUAUUAUUCGCUUGUGCCACAAUUCUCCUGGACCUUGCAAUGCAGAACCCCAUGGAUUGAUUCAUCUUACCCCACUGACCUAAACCACUGGAUAUCUUCUCAGCAGGCCACCAAUAUAUAGAAAUUCAGAAAUAGCAUCUAAACCCAAAUUACUUUCUGUUUGAACAGUAGAAAAAAAAAUAAGUAAUUUUUUACAUAGCAGUCUGCACAUCUGCCUCUUAUUAUUUGCAAUGAUAUUCUUGUCAGAUUGACCCCUGAUGAGGUCCUGUGGCAGGAUCUCUUGUUCUGGUUGUCCUUCACAGAGUUACUCGCUUUGUCUUGAGAGACAGACAUGACAGAGAGUUUCUUGUAUCCUGUCUUCUGUGCUUAUGGAAGUUGAAAUGUCCUGGUUCAGAUAUUGUGGAAAUCAGACUGGGAAAAGGCAAUAUCAAAGUUGAGAAUCUGUUAUUGUCCAUUAGCAACUUCUAAACUCCAUUUAAAUACCAAUUACUUACCUUCAGUGUAAUUUUCUUCCUUCUCCAUUUUUCUGGACAAGCUCUUUUUGAAUAUACUGAUAUAGAAAUAGAAAAUACCACAUACAUCAACCUGACAUCCAGUAACAGCGAACUAUAGCAUGGCAGCUCCAAAUCCAUCAAAACAAAUAUUAGAGGUAGAAAAAGUGUUGUAACAGCAUUGGAAGCCAUCUCUGGAAAAUGUUUUGAAAAUUUACAAGAUGACAGUCAUUUUUCUUAGCAAGAGUCAAGGAAGUGUAAGUAACAUGUGAGUAAUAAACUGCAUAUGGAGCUGAGAAAUGACAUCCUUAUUGGUGAGAGAAAGCAUUCAGUUGGAAAGAUGCAGAGCUGCAAGCUGAGUGUAAAUCAAGUCCGAAGGUGACAAAAAUGGGACCUACUACUUACCCACAUGCAGUGGGAUUCUGCUUUAAGGACUCCAAGUUUUCCAUGCCUGAGUUUAGAAAGUUGAUCUCCAGCUGCCCUUCUGAAGUUAUUGUCACAGCUGCCUCCUCCAGCUGCCUUUGGCUUCCAUACUAGCUUAUAUUAACAUCUAAAAAGAGGGGGGCAAAAUCUCAGUCACUGAAAAUGUCUUCUAGUGAGGAAGCACAAAGAUCCAUUAUGAUUUUUCCUUUUUGCAACUUGUUGGAUUUGCAAACUGCUGAUAGAAGCUGGGAAAGAGUGGCCUGACCCUGCUUAUCUAUAAAACUUCCGAAGCAGUUCCCCAGAGUACAUAUGCUAUUGAGAAAAAAAUAGCUGGGAAUUAAAAUAAAGAGUAGUAUUUGUGAGAA
Molecule: messenger RNA, 4085 nt
Organism: Pezoporus occidentalis (night parrot)
Lineage: Eukaryota; Metazoa; Chordata; Aves; Psittaciformes; Psittacidae
Gene: HTR1E
Product: 5-hydroxytryptamine receptor 1E
Exons: 1
Coding region: 903-1997 (364 amino acids)
Biological process (GO): G protein-coupled dopamine receptor signaling pathway; adenylate cyclase-activating adrenergic receptor signaling pathway
Cellular component (GO): plasma membrane
Molecular function (GO): dopamine neurotransmitter receptor activity, coupled via Gs; G protein-coupled serotonin receptor activity
Source: RefSeq, a predicted model, not a curated record